Rhizophagus irregularis DAOM 181602=DAOM 197198 is the source of this 1575-nucleotide messenger RNA. RefSeq lists its product as uncharacterized. NCBI's taxonomy places the organism in Eukaryota, Fungi, Glomeromycota, Glomeromycetes, Glomerales, Glomeraceae. The record is from RefSeq and is a predicted model, not a curated record.
UUUUUUUUUUUUUUUUUUUGACGAAAGAAAAAAGUAUUUUCUCAAUCCCUAGGGAUACGAGAAAAAGAGUUUCAUAUUUCGUGUUUUGUGCAAUAUUUAUAUGUAGCGUUGCAAAUUUCAUGUUUGUAAUAUUACCAAGAAUGUUAUUUCCUGGUGAAUAUUUAAAAGUUAAUAAAGUUCUUUGCAAUGAGAAUAAUAAUAAUAAUAAACCUAUCAAACAGAAAUUUGAUAUUGAUGAAUUUAAUCAUACAACAAAUGUGUACGAACAUGAUAAAAAGGUUAAUGGAAAAUAUUGUAAUGAAUCAAAAUGUAAAUUUUUAUUAGCUUAUUUUCCACCAAAUAUGGAUACUUCAAUAUCGGACAUUGAAUUUUUAACUUACGUGAAAUUGGCAGAAUCACUUGAAAGAAUUAUGGUUUUAACCAAUGUUAGAUCUAAAAAGAUUUCAACUUGUCAACCUUUUCCAUUCAGUCUUUAUUAUGAUAUAAAUAAAUUACAACAAAAUUUUCCUAAUGUAAAAUUUAUUACUCAAGAUGAAUUUCAAAAAUGGUCUUAUCAAAGAUAUGAUAAACCUUCAACUUCUCAUUAUUAUAUAACUGAUGGAGGUGAAGAAAAUUCUAUUGUUAAUAUUUCUCCUUAUUCAAAUUCUUUAAAAAAAGUUUGGUGUCUUGAUAAAUUUAAAUUAAAAUUAAAUGAUACUACACCUUUUAAAUUAUUAAGAUUAUCAUGGAAUAAUUGGAUUGUAAAUGAUGAUGGAUUUGAUGGUAGAAAUGAUUUAAAAAAAUUUUUAUUAAAUAAUUUACAAGAUAAUUCUGAUGUAUUAUUAAUUAGACAUGAUAUUAGAGAAUCUAUAUUCUUAAAUGAAUUACCUCCUCAUUUACCUUAUUCAUCAAUUAUUGAAGAUGCUUCUACAAAAAUUAUAAAUUCUUUAAGACCUUAUAUAGCUAUUCUAUGGGAUUUUGAAAAUACAAAAGAUCCUGCUUUACCAAUUUGUUCUUCAAGACUUUUAUCAAGAGUACAAAAAACUAUUGAUGUUUCUGAUAUUGAAAAUAUAUAUUUUGUUUCAGAUUAUCCUUUAUAUAGAUUAAAUGAUAUCAUUUCUUUAAAUUCCACUCAUCCAGUUAUUCGUUCAACUCAUCGUUUCUCUCAUAUUCAUACUGAAACUAUUAAACUUAUAACUUCAACAAUUCCAUAUUAUACUGCAGAUUCUUUGGGUGCUAUGAAAUCUUUUGAAGAUACAUUAAAGGAUGAACUUGAAGAAAGUAGUAUUAGGGAUAUUAUAGAUAAAUUGGUAAGCAUUAAAGCAGACAAGUUUAUUGGAUUACCUAGAUGGCCUUGUAAUGAUCCCACUGAUUCCAAAAGGGCGAAAAUUUUUGCUGAAUUGAGAGGAUAUGAUAAAUCUGAUAAUAAUACUUUUUCUAAUAUUGCAAGAUUUUAAGAAGGGUGGGUACCGUUAAGAAAAAUGGUCAACGUUAAGAAAAAUGGUCUACGUUAAGAAAAAUGUUCAACGUUAAGAAAAAUGGUCAACGUUAAGAAAAAUGGUCAACGUUAAGAAAAAUAGUCUACGUUAAGAAAAA